AUGUACACUGAUGGGUACAACGUCAAUACAUACGGCGGCAAAAGCGGAAAACACAAAGGCAUCAUCAAAGACAGCCAGGGUAAAAACGCUGCCUAUUUCGCCUGUAAAAGCCCGUUGUUCGGGAUCAAAGUGCGCCGGUCACCGAACGGGCCAAGGCUCGGUCCGUACGCGCUCAAGAAGGACGUGAUGUACGUGCUAGGCUGCCAAUGGGACGACUCCGAGAGGCGUAGAUGGCAAGAGUUCCAAGCUGGGAAUGGAGCCAACACCUCGGGGUAUAAUGCUGCACCUUACACGGCCGAAGAAACUUCGUUCCUCAAGAAACACUAUCGCUCCGAAUAUCACUUCCUGAGACAGCACGGGCUCAGUAUCUACAAAGAGGAAGACCGCGAAGAGGGACGGGUGAUUUUACGCGCCAUCAUGCGUGAGGACGAGAUGUCCGAGCUGGGAGGGUCCGGGGAUGAGGAGGAUGAUUUUGAUUUGUCACGUCUCGAAGGCCAUCAGGCAGACUACAACUUCACGGAACGCCAGCUUGAUUGGAUCGAACAGUACUAUGGCAAUUCGGAGCAGUUCAUGAUUUCCUAUGGACUUAAGUUCUACCGUGAAGAGGAUCUCGAGGAGGCAAAGGCCAUUGUGGAUGUCAUGAUGGAUGGAGAUGAUUAG
Alternaria conjuncta is the source of this 660-nucleotide messenger RNA. RefSeq lists its product as uncharacterized. The record is from RefSeq and is a predicted model, not a curated record. Lineage: Eukaryota; Fungi; Ascomycota; Dothideomycetes; Pleosporales; Pleosporaceae. Bases 1 to 660 code for a protein of 219 amino acids. The transcript has a single exon.